AUGCAAUCGGUCCUGAUCCUCAUCGGCGCCGCCCUUGCCUAUGCCGUCUACACAUACAUCUCUAAUCUGCGACAAAACAUCGCAGAAGCAAAGCGUAGCGGCUUGCCCUACAUCAUCGCCCCGUGUUCACCCAUCUUCCUACCAUGGCAGUUGACGUUCAAAUUAUGGACGCCAAUCAUUAAACUAUUCCCUAAACCAUGGUGGGAGAGGUGGCUCGAAGUCCUAACGCCUGGCUUCUCAUAUCGCACGCGCCAUGAUGGGUUCGCAAAAUACGGCGACAUCUUUAUGGUUGUCUCGCCGAAGCUCAUUAUUACCAUGGUCUGCAACGCCGAGGCCAUCCACCAGAUCACUGCUAGACGUGAGCACUUCCCCAAGUAUGUCGAGACUUAUGAGAUUCUCCAGCAGUUUGGAGACAAUGUCUUGACUACCGAAGGUGCUGUUUGGCGUAUGCACCGUAAAGUCACAUCGGCUUCGUUUAACGAGAAGAACGCAGCCCUUGUGUUCAAGGAGUCCAUCCACCAGACCAAGGGCAUGGUGAAAAUGUGGAUGGGGUCCAACGACGACAGUGGCACUAUUCACACUCUGGAUCAGGACACCAUGAGGCUGGCCCUCAACAUCAUUGGAUACGUGGGAUUUGGCUUCCGGUCGCUUUGGCCUGGCGAGACCCUACCUCCAGAUGUGAACCCGAGGUUGGCCAAGUAUAGUUCGCUUGAACCUUCUGCUGGGCACAAACUAAGCUUUGUGAACACCGUUGCUAUCCUCUUGGAAUACAUCCUAAUGCUGUUACUUAUACCACGCUGGCUGUUGAGACUGAUGCCCUUCAAAAAGGCCCAUCUCGCAGCUGACGCGCACGAAGAUUGGUGCAAGUAUAUGCAGGAACUGAUGGAUGAAAAGAUUCAGGAAGCCCAACGGGGCGAGCGUGUCGAAGGCAUGGACUUGAUGGGACAACUGGUCAGGUCAAGUUACGGAACAGGCGAAACCCAAGGGAAACAGGGGGCUGAGCCCAAGAAGGGCUCACUGACGCGUGACGAAAUCCAAGGAAACGCCUUCAUCAUGCUCGUGGCUGGGCACGAGACAACAGCCAACGCCAUGCACUUUAUCCUGCUAGAGUUGGCAAAUAACCCAGCAUCACAGAGGAGGCUUCAGAAGGAUAUCGACGAUAUCCUUGGGGGCAGAGAUCCGAGCUCAUGGGACUACGAAGGCCUAGUCAACCCAAUGAUGGCCAGCAUGCUCGGCGCAUGCAUGAACGAGACGCUUCGAAUGAUACCUGCCGUGGUGGAGAUACCUAAGAAGGUAACUCCAGGUCAGGAUCAGGUCAUCACGGUCGAUGGGAAGAGACACCUCCUUCCGAGGGGCACGGUCGUGUCUCUGGUUGCAGUGUCGAUCCAGCGAAAUCCUCGAUACUGGCCUGCGAGGCCAAGCAAACUGCACCCGGGCGAAGGCGACGUUAAUGACUGGGUCCCUGAGCGCUGGUACCGCAAGAGCGAGGACCCAAUAGCCAAGGAAACAGAUACGGAAGAGCCAGAAGCAGAAGACUUUGGAGGCUAUGGAGGCUCAGACAUAAGCUCUCAGCUCUUCCGGCCGGAGAGGGGGGCUUAUAUCCCCUUCAGUGACGGCCCGCGGUCAUGCCUGGGUCGUAGGAUCGCGCAGGUCGAGAUCAUUGCAGCGCUUGCCGUCAUCUUCCGGGACCAUAGUAUCGAGCUGGCCGUGGACGAGUGGGCAAGUGACGAGCAGGUUGAGUCGAUGGACCGUGAGCAAAGACGCGAAGUAUACGCCAAGGCGCAAACCACAAGCCGUAACAAGCUCCUAGGCGCUACUUCAGUGCUCACACUGAAGAUGAACGAUGACCAUGUGCCCGUCAGGCUUGUUAGAAGGGGGCAGGAGAGGUUUACGAGUUGGAUAUAA
Messenger RNA from Fusarium falciforme, 1905 nucleotides. RefSeq lists its product as hypothetical. The transcript has 4 exons. Bases 1 to 1905 code for a protein of 634 amino acids. The record is from RefSeq and is a predicted model, not a curated record. Lineage: Eukaryota; Fungi; Ascomycota; Sordariomycetes; Hypocreales; Nectriaceae. Gene Ontology annotation, molecular function: oxidoreductase activity, acting on paired donors, with incorporation or reduction of molecular oxygen; heme binding; monooxygenase activity.